GUUUUUUCUGAAAAACCAAAAAAGAAAGAAGAUUUAUGCAUAAUUUGGGCUCGUUUCCUUUCAUAAACUAAAUUCUCAAAAAAGCCCAUCACAUCACGUCAUAUCACGUAGGUGCUCAGCUCACUCUGCUGAGUUGAUCACUACCCGUUUGGCCAAAAAGCUUCACAGUCAGAGCUUAUAGUUGGGGAGAGAGAGAGAGAGAGAGAGAGAGAGAGAGAGAGAGCUGAAAAUGGCGAUCCAAAUACCGACUCGGCUGCUAUUCAUCGACGGUGAGUGGAGAGAACCAGUCCUCAAGAAACGCAUACCCAUCAUCAACCCUGCUAGCGAAGAAAUCAUUGGGAGUGUUCCUGCAGCUACUGCUGAAGAUGUGGAGCUUGCGGUGGAGGCUGCUCGGAGAGCCCUUGCCAGGAACAAGGGAAGAGAUUGGGCCUCGGCAUCCGGAGCAGUUCGUGCCAAGUAUUUGCGAGCUAUUGCUGCUAAGAUAACAGAGAGAAAAUCUGAGCUAGCAAAACUUGAAGCAAUUGAUUGUGGAAAACCACUGGAUGAAGCAGCAUGGGACGUGGAUGAUGUUGCUGGGUGCUUUGAGUACUAUGCAGACCUCGCUGAAGGUUUGGAUGCACAGCAAAAGGCCUCUAUUUCUCUUCCUAUGGAGCAAUUUAAAAGUCAUGUUCUUAAGGAGCCCAUCGGGGUUGUUGGGUUAAUUACGCCAUGGAACUACCCUCUGUUAAUGGCUACAUGGAAAGUAGCUCCUGCCUUGGCUGCUGGGUGUGCUGCAAUAUUGAAGCCGUCUGAGUUGGCCUCUGUAACUUGUUUGGAGCUAGCUGCUGUGUGUAGAGAGGUCGGUCUUCCUCCCGGUGUCCUCAAUAUUCUGACUGGACUGGGCCAUGAAGCUGGCGCUCCUUUGGCAUCUCAUCCCCAUGUUGACAAGAUUGCAUUUACUGGAAGUACUAUUACUGGGAGCAAGAUUAUGACCGCUGCAGCUCAACUGGUGAAGCCUGUUUCACUGGAGCUUGGUGGGAAAAGCCCAAUUGUUGUUUUUGACGAUGUUGAUAUUGACAAGGCUGCUGAAUGGACUGCCUUUGGUAUCUUUUGGACAAAUGGUCAGAUCUGCAGUGCAACAUCUCGUCUUAUAAUACAUGAAAACAUUGCAGCAGAGUUUUUGGACAGGCUUGUGAAAUGGAUCAAAAACAUCAAGAUUUCAGAUCCUCUUGAAGAAGGUUGUAGGCUUGGCCCUGUUGUUAGUGGAGGGCAGUAUGAGAAAAUAUUGAAGUUCAUAUCAACAGCUAAGAGUGAAGGUGCAACAGUUUUGAGUGGUGGGGCUCGUCCUGAGCAUCUAAAGAAAGGAUUCUUCAUCGAACCAACAAUCAUAACUGAUGUAACAACCUCCAUGCAAAUUUGGAGAGAAGAAGUUUUCGGACCUGUUCUUUGUGUCAAAACAUUUAGUUCAGAAGAUGAAGCUCUUGAACUAGCAAAUGACACACAGUAUGGCUUAGGCGCUGCUGUCAUAUCAAAAGAUUUAGAAAGGUGUGAGCGCGUUUCUAAGGCCCUUCAGGCGGGAAUUGUAUGGAUCAAUUGCUCUCAACCAUGCUUCUGUCAGGCUCCAUGGGGAGGCAACAAACGAAGUGGUUUUGGGCGUGAAUUAGGGAAAUGGGGACUUGAUAAUUACUUGAGCGUGAAACAGGUUACUCAAUAUGUGUCUGAUGAACCUUGGGGUUGGUACAAGUCGCCUUCAAAGCUGUGAAAGUUUACCCACCAAUAGGGUUGUGAAAAGUACCGAUAUGCAUGAAAUAAGAAGGGAUAAUAAACUGGAUGUUAAUGUAUCCCCUUUACCUUUAGGCUGGACUUGCGGUUAAUCAUAUAGCUUUUUGCGGCACUCAUAUUUUGAAUUCAGAGGCACUUUGUUAGCGAAUAUAAUAUUUCAAUGAUGAAGAAAGCUUUUUCACCAAAGAAAAAAAAUUUGAUGAAGAAAGCUUUUGUGAUUGAUUGAAA
Molecule: messenger RNA, 1989 nt
Organism: Prunus dulcis (almond)
Lineage: Eukaryota; Viridiplantae; Streptophyta; Magnoliopsida; Rosales; Rosaceae
Product: betaine aldehyde dehydrogenase 1, chloroplastic
Exons: 15
Coding region: 230-1741 (503 amino acids)
Molecular function (GO): oxidoreductase activity, acting on the aldehyde or oxo group of donors, NAD or NADP as acceptor
Source: RefSeq, a predicted model, not a curated record